Morchella sextelata is the source of this 273-nucleotide messenger RNA. RefSeq lists its product as uncharacterized. NCBI's taxonomy places the organism in Eukaryota, Fungi, Ascomycota, Pezizomycetes, Pezizales, Morchellaceae. The transcript has a single exon. The coding region runs from base 1 to 273 and encodes 90 amino acids. The record is from RefSeq and is a predicted model, not a curated record.
AUGGAGAUUGAGUGGACAAACCCGGCAACUCCACCAGACUUUGUUGCCGAAAUACAGAAAGCCCUUGAUGAAGGAAGGCUAGUGGUAGGGAGACCAGCAACUCCGGCACCAAAUCCAGGCUCCAGGUCCUCGUCCAGGGAAGCCACCAGGACAAUGCAGCGGAAGACCAGUCCCUUCGCAGCAUUUCCGGUCAGAUCCACUAGGAGAGUUGUUCCUAUUGUGCAGCCAGCGGUGGAGCAUCUCCCCUGCCUCCCAGCCACUUUGCAGGAGUAA